GUCGCAUCUCUCGUUUAAGAUAUACAUCACCGCGGCACCGUCCGCGGUUUUUCAUGGAUAACGGCGAGCGCAGAGGCUUUCCGACGCUGGCCGACACGCAGCAUCAAACGCUCGUGAGGACCGUCAAUUGCGGACGGGAUGCCGUGUACGGAAUUCGCUCGGUGACGAAUAUCAUACAAAAUUACGACUUUUCGUGCGACGCAACACAUGUGCAGUACACCCUGAAGUGCGACGAUCAGUUCGCCGAAGAACGUGCGGCAGCGAAACGGAAUUCCGAACCGACACGACAAUCGAGUUCCAGUUAACAGAUAUUGAAGGAUUGGUAUCCAUCUUCCUGGUAUUCUGAGAAGGAAACAACUUUGGGGAACACAUCAUGCUUUAACUCGAGCUGAGGGUGCAUGUUGCGACUGGAAAGAACGUUAGUGUGAUAUCGCAAGAGCUGAUCCCCAUGAAUAGGAACGGUUUUAUCUGCUGAUAAGUCGACCUAUUCUGUCGUCAACUUCUAUGGUGUAUAUUAAGCAACAAGAAGACGCGAGGCCUUAACUUAGAAGGCGACGCUUGAAUUUGUGCUGGUAAAAGUUUACUCGAGGACUGCACUGUUUUGCACCAUUAAUUUUCAACAUUGUAGACUUUGCAGAUCAAUGUUAAAUUGCAGCUCCUUGAUUACAGCGUGCUGUACAUUGUCCUUUUCUCCUCGCUAUGUCUUGAAGAAAUCUGAUUAAUAAAUUAGAUCCUCGUCGGCGAUUUCAUCCAAAUAAAGCUGCUACGUGAACGAAGAUAAUUUCGGAUGAUCUGAUCCGCCUUAUGUUGCACUAAGCCAACCGCCCGCUUAUUUUUUCUUGUUGUUCAUCGGCUUUGUCGGUUGGGAAGAUAAGGUUGUCCUGCGAUAUCCUCUUGAGACAAUCCAAUAAUAAGGCUCACCUCGAAGCAUUGUACCAGGCGGUCCGAGUGCGUCAUAAGAGUUCACAGCUUGUUUGCGCGACUUGUCCGGUUCACAGGAUCGUGUGAAAAAGUAUCGCGAAGGCAAAGUGAGGAAAGGGUGAUGGUGAAUGGACUCACAUGGUUGCUCUACCCAAUAGACAGUGAGUCUGCUCGACGGACACAUGAUUCGUCGACGGUGUUGGGUUUUUCUGAUCCGACGCAGUUUCCUGUCGUACCUGGCUCGGUGACUGUCGGCGAAUUUGUUCGCCCUUCGUGGACAAAGACUUGCGAGAAAGUGGUGCGUGAAGGGAAGUACCAGCCACGACGGGGCCCAGCGCCGGGGCGGAGACAAGGCCCCCGGUGCAGGGAAGAAGCGAGACAGGGGAAGAAGUCGAGCUUAGCGUAGCAGCAACGGCCCUGAAACUACAGGGGAGAGCAACUACCCCCUUGAACAGGGGGGAAACUAGGAGGCGACCUCGCCGACGGAGGCGACGGAAAAAGAAGCGACGGAGGUGCGGCGUAACUUCAAUUGUAGGGCGGACAGAGGAACGAAACGGGUCUGGAGUGGCUUGGCGCUUUGAACGAAGGUGUCACCCCGAGGAAGACGAAGAACUCUGAUUACUAUCUCCCGCCACCACCUCGUAUACGUCGUGUACUCUCCUCUCUCUUCUCACUUGCUAAUUAAAAGUUCUAUAGUGCUCUAGUUUAUAAUUUUAUCCUCCUAUGGUAGUGAGCCCAGUGUGAUAAAAAAUCAAAUGAUGUACAUAUAAUCCAUGAUGAUGGUAAUUUGAUACAUAUAUUAUAUAUAUGUAUCAUGUGUGCUUGUGCUGUCUAAGAGUGCGUUGUGUGAAAUGAGAAGAUUUAAGUGAGAGAAUAAAAGCUUCGUGGGGAAAUGCAAUCUUGAAGUGAUAAAUUUGUAUCUAUGUAAAGACGUGUGCCAGUGUAUCCGCGCGUACGAAAAGUACAAAACAGGAUAAAUUUACAAAAAAAAAAACAAAGGACAAAAAGAACUAGCCGAGGAUAAUCAAAGUCAGUCGGCAACGUAGAAAAGUGGCAUUAGCAGGUGAGACAGGUGGGACAGUAGCAUGAGUUCGUACUUUGCGAAUUCGUACAUCCCAGACCUGCGAAAUGGCGGGGUGGAACACCCACAUCAGCAUCAGCAGCACUAUGGUACGGCCGUGCAAGUACCUCAGCAAACACAAUCGGUUCAGCAACAGUCCCAGCAAGCUGGUGAUCCCUGCGACCCGAGUUUGUUACGUCAAGGAGUCUCCGCCCACCAUUAUGGAACCGCAGGAGGUCAACAGGACAUGCCUUAUCCAAGGUUUCCCCCAUACAAUCGACUUGACAUGCGAAAUGCAACCUACUAUCAACAUCAACAGGAACACGGAAGUAUGGAUGGAAGUAUGGCUGGCUACAGGUCGACUUCACCGAAUACCAGUAUGGGUCACAUGGGACAUACACCAACUCCCAACGGACACGUCGCCGUAUAUGCCAGUUGCAAAGUUCAGGCGGCCGCUGUCGAUCAUCAAGGCAGCGUACUCGAUGGACCGGACAGUCCACCUAUCGUUGAACCGCAGAUGCAUCAUCAAAUGCAUAGCCAGCAUCCGCACAUGCAGACACAGCAAUCGCAGCAUCCACAACAGCAAUCGCAGCAUCAGCAUCUUCAAACGCAGCAACAACAUAUGAUGUAUCAACAACAAUCGCAAACCGUAUCACAGCAGGGACAGAGUGGGAUACAUCCACAGCAACAACAACAAAAUCAACAGCAUCAAGGCGUCGUUGCGUCGUCGCUCAGUCAACAACAACAAGGCGCGUCACAGGGUACGGCGAGCUCAAACUUACCGAGCCCAUUAUAUCCUUGGAUGAGGAGUCAAUUUGAGAGGAAACGAGGUCGGCAGACGUACACGCGAUACCAAACACUAGAACUGGAAAAGGAGUUUCACUUCAACCGAUAUCUCACUAGGCGGCGGCGUAUUGAGAUCGCGCAUGCGUUAUGCUUAACGGAACGUCAGAUAAAGAUUUGGUUUCAAAACAGACGAAUGAAGUGGAAGAAAGAGAACAAAACGAAAGGUGAACCAGGCUCGGGCGAUGUCGAUACCGAAAUCUCGCCGCAAACGUCCCCGCAGGGUUAAAAGAGCUCCGAGGAGUGGAAGAAUUUAUUUUCCAUCCCUCUCAAGGUCGUUAAUACCUUGUUUCCAGCACUACCUCCUCCCCAUCCAAAACUCCAAUCCUUGUCGAUGACCUCCAAAUGGCCCCUCUAAGCAAUGACGCUUAUUUUGUCGUGUUUAUCAUGUUGCUUGUACCAAAAAGAAAGCAGGAUAAAGGAAGCAAAGAAGUUAUAGAAGGUGCACUCGAUGAAGAAGACAGAUGAGGAUAAGACAGCAAAAGACUACAGUGAAAGAGACUGAAAAAGAGCAAACGGGAGUGAAACGGAGCGAAGACGCAGAAAUACACCAGCAGAGGAUUUGCAGAAAUGCAGAAAUCGUGUGUGUGCAGAAAUCAAGAAUUUAUUAAUAAAGAAGAAACCCAGAGAGAGAGAAACGCGCAAACGAAACCUAGAUCGCAUGCUAAUCAGAACCGCGUUAACCUCUAUUAUCUUUAACUGUGAAAAUCAUUCUCUUAAAGUCUAUGGAUAUAUGUAUGCGUGUGUGUAUAUAUAUAUAUACAUAUACAUGUAUAUAUAUAUAUAUAUAUAUAUAUGUACAUAUAUACACAGGCAUAUAUAUCUCUAUAUGUGAAUAAAAAUGUACGUAGUUUAAGCAAAAAUUCGAGAGCGUGUGACAGAUCGGCAGUAAUACAAUACAAGCAGAAUGCGCGAAAACGUGGUAUGCAGAGUUGCAUUAAGUAUAGAGUUCAGUCUGUCGAAAAAGUGAAAUGGGCGAAUUUUAUUGAGAACGAUAGGAAACGAAAGGAAAAUGAAAGAAUCAUAGGAGAAUCAUUUUAUUAUUUAUUCUCUUACAUCUUAACAGCAAAACUAGUAAAUAAAGUAGAGUUCUAGGUACUACUAAUAGAAACUAGCAGUACGAAAAUGUCCGUCGCGUCUGUAUUUAGCGAUAAAUAAACGGUUUAGUGUUCUUAGAGGAUUGUUUAGAUAGAUCUUUCGUUAGUACCGCGGUGGCUCCAACAAGUAUACUUAUGAUCGUGCCAAGUGUGAUCUUCGAACGUGUUUUAAAAUUUCGAGGAAGAGUCCGAGUAAUGGUGGAGUACAGCAGGUGAGAAGAAACAAACAUAGUGCAACGGAAGUGAAGAAUCGCGGAGUUCACAUCCAUCUCUGAUCAUUCUCUGAUACCAGUGAUAGCAGUGCGUGCAAAACUAAUCUCAGAAAAAGUGAAUUUGAUGUAUAAAUGUAACAACGGCAUUUUUUGGAAAUUAAAUGGAGAGAACGGUGCCAGACUAACCGUAAACGAAACGGAUUGAGUGUUGAAUGAUAAUGUGAAUUUGAAAAAAAAACAGCGCCCUUCGGCGGAGCAGAGAGUCAAACUGACUUGGCAUUUCUUCAUCAGCGUCAUCGCAGGUUAGUCUUAUUAAAGAUUAAUAGUGAUAUGCGAUUGUCAGCAGCAUUAGUUUAUUUUUCGCUGAAUUGUCAUGCCUGCAUUUGAAAUAAAGAUAGCGAGUUUUAAGUUCCAAUGGGAGAAGAUUACGGGAAUUACAUUUCUAUGUACUUUAUUCAACAUGACUGCACUAAAUUAUAGAUAAUAAUUUAUACGAUUAUUGACAGAUAGUUGAGAAAGAAAUUCGUUCCUAUAAUGUAUGCAUUGCUCAAAGUAACAAAUAUAUAAUAUGUAUAAGCAGUUCUCUUCUAAAAGCGCGUC
Molecule: messenger RNA, 4733 nt
Organism: Ooceraea biroi (clonal raider ant)
Lineage: Eukaryota; Metazoa; Arthropoda; Insecta; Hymenoptera; Formicidae
Gene: Antp
Product: homeotic protein antennapedia
Biological process (GO): negative regulation of transcription by RNA polymerase II; anterior/posterior pattern specification
Cellular component (GO): nucleus
Molecular function (GO): DNA-binding transcription factor activity, RNA polymerase II-specific; RNA polymerase II cis-regulatory region sequence-specific DNA binding
Source: RefSeq, a predicted model, not a curated record